UCUCUCCAUUGUCAUUUGCAGGUUUAGAAUAUGGGUGUUGAGAAUUACCAUGUGAUAGAACUGGUCGGUGAAGGUUCUUUUGGGAAAGUAUACAAAGGAAGAAGGAAAUACACUGGGCAGACUGUAGCAAUGAAAUUCAUUCUUAAGCAUGGCAAAAGUGAGAAAGAUAUUCAGAAUCUAAGACAGGAAAUUGAGAUUCUAAGGAAGUUGAAACAUGAAAAUAUAAUUGAAAUGCUUGACUCCUUUGAAAGCCCACAAGAAUUUUGUGUUGUUACAGAAUUCGCACAAGGCGAACUCUUUGAGAUUCUUGAGGAUGACAAGUGCUUACCGGAAGAGCAAGUUCAAGCAAUUGCAAAGCAGUUGGUGGGGGCAUUGUAUUACUUACACUCCAAUCGCAUUAUCCAUCGGGAUAUGAAGCCACAGAAUAUACUCAUUGGUGCUGGAUCUGUUGUUAAGCUUUGUGACUUUGGAUUUGCACGAGCAAUGUCAACAAAUACUGUUGUCUUACGCUCUAUAAAAGGAACUCCAUUGUACAUGGCUCCAGAACUGGUCCGCGAACAGCCGUAUAACCACACUGCUGAUUUAUGGUCUCUUGGAGUUAUUCUGUAUGAACUGUUUGUUGGUCAGCCACCAUUUUAUACAAAUUCAGUAUAUGCACUCAUCCGUCAUAUCAUCAAGGAUCCAGUUAAAUAUCCUGACAGCAUGAGCCCAAACUUUAAAAGCUUUCUAAAAGGCUUGCUAAAUAAGGUACCACAAAAUAGGCUUACUUGGCCUGCACUUCUUGAGCAUCCAUUUGUUAAAGAAACCUCUGAUGAGAUUGAGGCAGGGGAACUUCGUGCCGCAACUAUUGCAGCGAGGGUUUGUGAUGCAGCUUGGAGGGGUGAAGGUGCACAUACUUCUGCAAAUGAGUCAACCACUGCUAGUCCCGAGUGUAAAAACCAAUCUUCUGCUGCUCUAGAGAAUAGCAGGCCUCGGAGUCCUCUCAGUGAUGGUCAAUUACAUUGUCCUAGCUCUCAUAUGGGCAAUUCUUCGCCACUCGUAGAGUCUUCUGGGAUAGGUCCCACUGAUGUUCAAUCAGGUUGCCUGAUAUUGGAUAGGUUGGAAAAUAACUCUCGUACAGUCAAAGGAGCAAACAAUAUUGGUCAAGAUGCCAAAGCACUUGUACAGGUCUUGCUGCCUUUGAAAACAUGGUCCAAAGGGUCACCAAGCUCUUGCAAGGAUCAGGACGCUAUUUGUAUCAAACAGUCGUUUAGAAUUCUUUCGAACUUAAUUGCAGCUGGUGCUCUUCAUUCUAGUGUGGUAGUUGAUGAAAUAAUAUCUGAACUUCUUGGAUUUACUGCUGUCAUCGUUGGCCUGAAAUCAUCUGAUAAUAAUGAAUUAAUAACAGAGGCUCUAUCAAUUUUGAAGAAGUUACUGAAUAAUACUGAAAUUGGCAUUGGGAAAUCAUAUUGCAGGCAUUGGGUUUCCUUAGUAGAGCUGUAUUCGCAGAUUAUGGGCUACAAUGAAGAUGCUUCUGGAAGAAUUUUGUAUGAGUCGACUGCAUGCAUAGCGGUCAUAUUAUCACGAGUCGCUGAGGGGCUCAGAACAUCAGAGAAAGUUUCUCUUCCUCCAGUGGUGGAUGAAGCCUUAAAACAGAUUCUACACCAUUCUAAAACAUUUGGUGUGUUAGACCUAUUGUUUCUGUGUUUAGCAGCUUCAGGCUCAAGUCUUAUGUCAGGUGCUACAAAUAUGCUGUGCUGUGCUUGUGAAGCUUGCAGGGCUAUCUGGGCAUUGAUAGAUGCACUGGAGAUUCUGUCCAUGAAAUGUCAUGCUUAUAUAUUCCCACUAAACACUUUGCGUAGUAAUUCAUUACAUCGACUUGACAUCAAGGAGAAUGAUCGAGGUUCACUUAAUGGGACAGAGUCAGUGAAAAUCACUGAUGCUGUGGUGAGAGCAUUUAUUAAAUCAAAAUCCAUGCAAGUUGCUAUUUAUUACUGUCUUCAUCAACGUGUGGAGCUUGCCUUGUCUCCUGCAAUUCAGCUCAUGUUGAGGUGCUGCGUUCAUAGUGGAUAUUUCUGUGGUAUGCUUUGUGGCCUACCAAAUUCUUUACCUGUCACUACUGUCAUAAGUGGUGGAGGGGAUGGUACAAUUGUUUCAGAGAUAUUCUCUGUACUGUCUUUAUGUGCCUCAUCUUCAAACAAAGAGAUACCGGGAGAAACAAGUAACCACAAAUGCAAACUAUCUAAUCCACAUACUGUGGUUCAGCAUUCAUGCCUUACCAUUGCCACUAUUGCACAAUAUCUGAAAUCAGCUGGAAGAAUGUCUGCAUCCUUCAUGCUUACAACUUCUCCAAAAAAGCAGCUUUCUCGGCUUUCAGUCCUUGCCCAUUUUAGUUCUGAUGAUAGGAUGACUACAUCCUUCCAGCCACAUAAUGCAUCAGCCAUGCUGGCUCUUGCAUCUGUUCUGUCCCUUGAAAGUGGAGGCCAUGUGGAGUCUUCCAUCUCUGAAACUGCAAUUCCUUUGAUCCCUCGGAUCACCACAAUUUAUGACAACCUGAAGAUCCCAUCACGUGACAAAAAUGAAGUGACCACCAACCAGAAUGGGAUGCUCUCAUGUUGGCAUGGCCUUAGGGAUGGAUGUGUUGGGUUGUUGGAAACAAGACUCAAGUGGGGUGGACCAUUGGCUGUUCAGCAGGCUUGUGCAAGUGGCAUUCCCCAACUUCUUAUGGAUUUGUUAGCUAAUGGGCUUCAAAAUUCUUCUUCUGAAGUAACAGAUGGAAUGGCAGAUCACAUUGGGCUAUCUCCUGUUGGUGUUGUAUGGACAGUUUCUUCAAUAUGUCAUUGCCUUUCUGGUGGAGCUUUACCUUUUCGUCAGAUCUUGGUCGGGAUUGAACAUGUGAAAAUCAUCACUGACUUGAUAUCUGAUGUACAUCUAAAAAUCUUAAAACGUUGGGUUGGACCUGGUGAUGGGAAGGAUAGUGUCAGAGAAUUAAUCAAUGCAGUAAUCGAUCUCUUAGCAUUUCCUUUUGUUGCAUUACAGAAUGUUCCCGGCUUGACAUCAGCCACUGCAUCUGUUAACAGUGGUUUUCUUCUCAACAUGGGUUCCCCAGGUGGAAAAAUGUCUUUUGAAGACAAAGACACAUUAAAAGCAAUUGAAACAUACAUGCCCAAGUAUAUUAAAAUCCUCUUGGAGGUUGGUAUCCCUGGAUUUAUUCUGAGGUGCAUGGAAUAUAUGGAGUUAAAAGAUGCAGGAAAGCCUGUAGCUUUUCUUGCGAAGAUGACAUGUCAUCGACCCCUUGCGGAUCAGCUUCUGAGCAAAGGUUUGUUGGAUCCAAGCAGAGUGAGAAAGCUUCUAGAUGGAUCAAGCCCAAGGGAGGUUUUGCUAGACAUUCUAAUGAUAGUUUCUGAUCUUGCCCGGAUGGAUGAGGUUUACUAUGAGCACAUUAACAGUGCAGAUUUGUUCGAAUUUUUGAAGAACUUCCUUAGCCAGGAAGAUCCCAAUGUUCGUGCAAAGGCAUGCAGUGCUAUAGGCAACAUGUGUCGACAUAGCCCCUAUUUCUACAAGUCAUUGGAAGAGUACCAGAUUAUUGGUCUCCUCAUUGAUCGAUGUGCCGACCCAGAUAAACGUACCCGGAAAUUUGCCUGUUUUGCUAUUGGUAAUGCUGCCUACUACAACGACUUCUUGUAUGAAGAGCUCAGAAGAUCCAUACCCCAACUUGCUAAUAUUUUGCUUUCGGUAGAGGAAGACAAGACCAAAGCGAAUGCCGCUGGUGCACUUAGUAAUCUUGUCCGCAAUUCUAAUAAGCUAUGUGAAGACAUUAUCUCUAAAGGAGCCAUGCAGGCUUUGCUAAAGCUGGUAGCUGAUUGCUCGGUUGUAGCUUUGAGCCCCAGUAGAAGGAAUGCAGUAAAUGAGUCACCAUUAAAGAUUGCUCUCUUCUCAUUAGCCAAAAUGUGCGCUCACCCACCUUGCAGACAAUUCCUCCGCUCAUCAGAGCUCUUCCCUGUUAUUGGACGUCUUCGCCAAUCCCCUGAAUCUACAAUUGCUAACUAUGCCUCCGUCAUUGUUAAAAAAGUUGCUGAAGCUUAAAGCAUAUCCACUGGUUUCAGUAAUGUCCUGAAGUUGGAUAUGCAGGGGUAUGUUAAUUCCAAUUUUUUGUCAGUAUGAGAGCAAAACAGAUUUUGGUAUGGUUCUGCAUUCUUCGGAUGUUAUGUAUAGGGAUGGGCUCAGUAGUUGAUGCUGGAGACCAAGAAAAAUAAUGCAGGUAUGAAUAGAGAUGCUGCUAGUUACAGCGAUUAGACAAUAUAUGGUCGCACAGGGAAGAAGUUAGCUACAUUUUGUACCUAUUAUAACUGUUCCAUAUGUAAUGUGUUCUAUUGAUAUCGUAUAUUGUAUAGUACACUGUGAAUGUAUCAAUCCAUGUUAGUGUACAAACGGUUGUAAGGUUACUGAAUAUCCAUUAGCUAAA
Molecule: messenger RNA, 4444 nt
Organism: Telopea speciosissima
Lineage: Eukaryota; Viridiplantae; Streptophyta; Magnoliopsida; Proteales; Proteaceae
Product: serine/threonine-protein kinase TIO
Exons: 23
Coding region: 31-4065 (1344 amino acids)
Biological process (GO): protein phosphorylation
Cellular component (GO): cytoplasm
Molecular function (GO): protein kinase activity; ATP binding
Source: RefSeq, a predicted model, not a curated record